AUGGAAGACAUGUUGAGGGCAUGUGUACUAGAUUUUAAAGGGUCUUGGGAGAAACAUCUACCCUUAGUUGAAUUUGCUUAUAACAAUAGCUACCAAGAAAGCAUCGAGAUGGCACCUUUCGAGGCAUUGUAUGGGCAUUCGUGUAGAUCACCGGUAUGUUGGACUGAAGUGGGAGAUUCACCCUUGCUAGGCUCAGAUCUAGUUCGUAAAACUACCGAGAAAAUAGCCCUCAUUCGAAAAAGAAAAGGGUUGAUGAGAUUUGGCCAGAGCGAAAAGCAAUCACCUAGAUUCAUCGGCCCCUUUGAUAUCAUUGAGCGGAUUGGAGAAGUUGCAUAUCGCCUUGCAUUGCCACCACAACUCUCCGGGGUCCACAAUGUAUUUCACGUAUCUAUGCUUCGCAAGUAUGAACCCGAUCCCUCUCAUAUAUUAAAUUGGACGGAGAUUGAGAUAGACGAAGAUGUGUCUUAUGAAGAAAAACCACUCCAAAUCUUAGAUACAAGAGAUCAAGUUUUGAGGGGUAAAAUAAAUCCCUUAGUUAAAGUGUUAUGGCGCCAUCACAGUGUGGAGGAAGCUGCAUGGGAACAUGAAGCGGAGAUUCGUGAGAAAUACCCCGACUUAUUUUCUAAAUUGUGA
Camellia sinensis is the source of this 633-nucleotide messenger RNA. Lineage: Eukaryota; Viridiplantae; Streptophyta; Magnoliopsida; Ericales; Theaceae. The record is from RefSeq and is a predicted model, not a curated record.